This is a messenger RNA of Chaetura pelagica (chimney swift), 1224 nucleotides long. RefSeq names its product transmembrane protein 194A (gene NEMP1). Gene Ontology annotation, cellular component: nuclear envelope. The transcript has 9 exons. The record is from RefSeq and is a predicted model, not a curated record. Bases 1 to 1224 code for a protein of 407 amino acids. Lineage: Eukaryota; Metazoa; Chordata; Aves; Apodiformes; Apodidae.
AUGUUUAGUGCCAAGGAGUUGGUCACCCCGCUCCUCGAGGGCCAUGUGUACCACCACUCAGACACACACCACUUCUGCUACACCAACACACGCAUCCCACAAUGGCACGAGAUAUGGACCAGGACACAGAUCCGGGUCAACAGCAGCCACAUGUUCCGAGUCACCCAGGUGGACAGCGAGGAGGAGCUGGAAGGGUUCAGCGUGUGGGAUGUAGUCUCCUCCUUUCUGAAAGAGAAGCUGAACGACACCAGCAUCGAUGUGGAUCUUUACAGCAACAAAACCUGCCUGAAGGUCGAGCUGCUGGAGGCUGGAACCACCUACUCCGUCAUCCUUUUCCGACGUUUUGACCCUAAGCUGUUCUUGGUUUUCUUCCUGGGCCUGUUACUGUUCUUCUGUGGGGACAUGCUGAGCAGGAGCCAACUCUUCUACUACUCUGCUGGGAUUAGUUUUGGCUUGCUGGCCUCGCUGCUCAUCCUUGUCUACAUGAUGUCCAAGGUCAUGCCCAAGAAAAGUCCAGUUUAUUUCCUGCUGGUAGGAGGCUGGUCCUUUUCCCUCUACCUGCUUCAGCUGAUCUUUAAGAACCUGCGGGAGAUCUGCAAGUCCUACUGGCAGUACGUCCUAGGGUACCUGCUGCUCGUUGGAUUUGUGAGCUUCAGCGUGUGCUACAGGUACGGCCCGCUGGAGAACCAGCGCAGCAUCAACCUCCUCUCCUGGGCCCUGCAGCUCCUGGGGCUGUUGCUGAUGUACUCGGGCAUCCAGAUCCAUCCCAUCGCCUUGGCCUUGGUGGUCAUUGCCAUCUGCACCAAGAACCUGGACUACCCUUUGCAGUGGGCCUUCGCUGCCUACAGGAGAGUGCAAGGAGCCAGGCAUGGUCUGAGCCCCCCUCGCCUGCUGACUGAGGAGGAGUACCGGGUCCAGGGCGAGGUGGAGACGCGCAAGGCUCUCGAGGAGCUUCGGAACUACUGCAGAAGCCCAGAUUUCUCUGCCUGGACUGCAGUCUCCCGCAUCCAGUGUCCCAAGAGGUUUGCAGACUUUGUGGGUGGCUCCUGUCACGUCACCCCCAAUGAGGUCUCUGCCCAUGAGCAGGAGUAUGGUCUGGAUGGCAUCUUCCUUGAGGACCAGCUCUUUGAGGAGGAGGAGGAGGAUGAAAAUGAGGAUGAUGACCUUUUGGACAGGAAUCACAAGAGUUACUCCCUGAACCACAACCACCUGGAUGCUCGUUGA